Messenger RNA from Branchiostoma belcheri (Belcher's lancelet), 938 nucleotides. RefSeq names its product dermatopontin-like. The transcript has 3 exons. NCBI's taxonomy places the organism in Eukaryota, Metazoa, Chordata, Leptocardii, Amphioxiformes, Branchiostomatidae. The record is from RefSeq and is a predicted model, not a curated record. The coding region runs from base 327 to 938 and encodes 203 amino acids.
UUGAAGGAUCAAAGUAUAUAUCGACAACAAACUUUGCCGCCGACUUUAGUCCCGGGGUACAGUAUAUAUACUAGUGACAGUCGGGGACGCUGCCAUGACAAUAUAUCCGCGUUGCUAGGAUACGGUAACCAUGACGACUCGGACGUCACUCGGAGGUUUUCCGACUGGCAACAUUGAAGCCUUACUAGACGUUUCGUUUUGAUGUUUCGUUUUGAUACGAGACUAUAGACUAUAGAUAUCCAGGCUAGGCGUUGAAGGAUCAAAUUGUUUCUAGAACAGACUAGUACUUUGUCGCCGACUUCCGUCAAAGCACACUGACAGGCAUCAUGUCUCCGCUGACCGCCGCCGCGAUUUUCCUUUUGCCCCUGACGGCCGCAGUCGUCACCACCCCCGUGCGGGGCGGCAGGGCUGCCCGGCAAACUGGGCCUGACUCGCAGUAUGUGGAAGACUCUGCAGUAAGGAAUAGCAGGGUAGCGCGACAAGCUGAGCCGGACAUCGAGCCUGUGGGCAUCCAGUCUGCGGACAUCUAUGUGGUCAGACGGACCAACUCUUCUUCUCCGGCCCCCACCGUCAACCCUGAACCCGCCUGCAACGCGUCGGGGUACGACACGGAAUUCGGGUCGCCAUUCACGUUCAAAUGCGGUCCGAACUACGCCCUAACUACGAUCAGGAGCACGUACUGCAGCGCCCCUGGCGAUCGGGCCUGGAAGUACAGCUGCACGUACAUGGGGCUGGGGCAUCAGGAGUGCUACUGGUCUCCGUUUGUGAACGACGUUGGCUCGGUCCUCUUUUACCAGUGUCCCUUUAACAGCAUCGUCACCGGCUUCUACAGCGAGUUUGACGCGUCCCAGAAUGACCGCCGCUGGAAGGUAAAAUGCUGCAGGACCGAGAAGAGUAUCAUCUACAACUGCCAGUUUGAAGCGCCCCCUUACUGUUAA